CGUUCAGUUUCGGUUUAGUCCUGACUGGAAUUGGGGCUGACGGUGGACAUGGGGGUCCCCAAGUUCUACCGCUGGAUCUCGGAGCGGUACCCUUGCCUCAGCGAGGUGGUGAAAGAGCACCAGAUUCCAGAAUUUGACAACUUGUACCUGGAUAUGAACGGAAUUAUACAUCAGUGCUCCCAUCCUAAUGAUGAUGAUGUUCACUUCAGGAUUUCAGAUGAUAAAAUCUUUACUGAUAUUUUCCACUACUUGGAAGUGUUGUUUCGAAUUAUUAAACCUAGAAAAAUAUUUUUUAUGGCUGUUGAUGGUGUGGCUCCACGAGCAAAAAUGAAUCAGCAGCGUGGGAGGCGUUUCAGGUCAGCCAAGGAGGCAGAAGACAAAAUAAAAAAGGCCAUCGAAAAGGGAGAAACUCUUCCUACGGAGGCCAGGUUUGAUUCCAACUGCAUUACACCAGGGACUGAAUUCAUGGCCAGGUUGCAUGAACAUCUGAAGUAUUUUGUAAAUAUGAAAAUUUCCACAGACAAGUCAUGGCAAGGAGUUACCAUCUAUUUCUCAGGCCAUGAGACUCCAGGAGAAGGAGAGCAUAAAAUCAUGGAAUUUAUCAGAUCCGAGAAAGCAAAACCAGAUCAUGAUCCAAACACCAGACACUGUCUUUAUGGUUUAGAUGCUGACUUGAUCAUGCUUGGAUUAACAAGUCAUGAAGCACACUUCUCUCUCUUACGAGAAGAGGUUCGAUUUGGUGGCAAGAAAACACAAAGGGUAUGUGCACCAGAAGAAACCACAUUUCACCUCCUACACUUGUCUUUGAUGAGAGAAUAUAUUGACUAUGAGUUUUCAGUAUUAAAAGAAAAGAUCACAUUUAAAUAUGAUAUUGAAAGAAUUAUAGAUGAUUGGAUUUUGAUGGGAUUUCUGGUUGGCAAUGAUUUUAUCCCUCAUCUACCUCAUUUACAUAUUAAUCAUGAUGCACUCCCUCUUCUUUAUGGAACAUACAUCACCAUUCUGCCAGAACUUGGAGGUUACAUUAAUGAAAAUGGGCAUCUCAACUUACCUCGGUUUGAGAAAUACUUAGUGAAACUAUCAGACUUUGAUCGAGAACACUUCAGUGAAGUUUUUGUGGACCUGAAGUGGUUCGAAAGCAAAGUUGGUAACAAGUACCUCAAUGAAGCAGCAGGCAUUGCAGCAGAAGAAGCCAAAAACUACAAGGAAAAGAAAAAAUUAAAGGGCCAGGAAAAUUCUCUGUGUUGGGCUGCUUUAGACAAAAAUGAAGGUGAAGUGGUAGCUUCUAAGGAUAAUUUAGAAGAUGAAACUGAAGAUGAUGAUCUAUUUGAAACUGAAUUUAGACAAUAUAAAAGAACAUACUACAUGACAAAGAUGGGAGUUGAUGUAGUAUCUGAUGACUUUCUGGCUGCCCAAGCUGCAUGCUAUGUUCAGGCAAUCCAGUGGAUUUUGCACUACUACUACCAUGGAGUUCAGUCAUGGAGCUGGUUUUAUCCAUACCAUUAUGCACCUUUUCUAUCUGAUAUCCGCAACAUCAGUGCACUCAAAAUCCACUUUGAACUGGGAAAACCAUUCAAGCCAUUUGAGCAGCUGCUUGCUGUACUUCCAGCAGCCAGCAAAAGUCUACUUCCUUCAUGCUACCAGCACUUGAUGACCAGCGAAGACUCACCAAUUAUAGAAUAUUACCCACCUGAUUUUAAAACUGAUCUAAAUGGAAAACAACAGGAAUGGGAAGCUGUGGUUUUAAUACCUUUUAUUGAUGAGAAGCGAUUAUUGGAAGCUAUGGAAGCAUGUAACCACUCCCUCAAGAAGGAAGAGAGAAAAAGAAACCAACAUAGUGAAUGUCUAAUGUGUUGGUAUGAUAAAGACACAGAAUUCACCUAUUUCUCUCCAUGGCCAGAAAAGUUCCCUGACAUAGAACGAUGUUGUACAAGGUAUGAAAUCAUAUCUUUAGAUGCUUGGCAUAUAGACAUAAACAAGAGCAAAUUAACCAAUGUUGACCAGAAGGCGUUAUAUUUCUGUGGAUUCCCUACUCUGAAACACAUCAAACAUAAAUUUUUCUUGAAGAAAAGUGGUGUUCAGGUAUUCCAGCAAAGCAGUCGCGGAGAAAACAUGAUGUUGGAAAUCUUAGUGAAUGCAGAAUCAGAUGAACCUAGUAUAGAAAAUGUAGCUUCGUCAGUACUUGGAAAGUCUGUCUUUGUUAAUUGGCCUCACCUCGAAGAAGCUAGAGUUGUGGCUGUAUCAGAUGGUGAAACUAAGUUUUACUUGGAAGAACCUCCAGGAACACAGAAAGUUUAUUUGGGAAGAACUCCUCCACCAUCUAAAGUUGUUCAUCUUGGAGAUAAAGAACAGUCUAACUGGACUAAAGAAGUACAAGGCAUUUCAGACCAAUACCUAAGAAGAAAAGGAAUAAUAAUAAAUGAAACAUCUGCCCUUGUGUAUGCUCAGUUACUUACAGGUCGUAAAUAUCAAGUAAAUCAAAAUGGUGAAGUUCGUCUGGAAAAGCAGUGGUCAAAGCAAGUUCUUCCUUUUGUUUACCAAACUCUUGUUAAGGAUAUUCGAGCUUUCGACUCUCGUUUCUCUAGUAUCAAAACGUUGGAUGAUUUGUUUCCUAUGAGAAGUACAGUCUUUAUGCUAGGAACUCCCUACUAUGGCUGCACUGGGGAAGUCCAGGACUCAGGUGAUGUGAUUUCCGAAGGUAGAGUUCGAGUGGUCUUCAGCAUCCCGUGUGAGCCCAAUCUUGAUGCUCUAAUACAGAACCAGCAUAAAUAUUCUAUAAAGUACAACCCAGGAUAUGUGUUGGCCAGUCGCCUUGGAGUGAGUGGAUACCUUGUUUCAAGGUUUACAGGAAGUAUUUUUAUUGGAAGAGGAUCUAGGAGAAACCCUCAUGGAGACCAUAAAGCAAAUGUGGGCUUAAAUCUCAAAUUCAACAAAAAAAAUGAAGAGGUGCCUGGCUAUACCAAGAAAGUUGGGAGUGAGUGGAUGUAUUCAUCAGCAGCCGAGCAGCUUCUUGCGGAGUACUUAGAGAGAGCUCCAGAACUAUUUAGUUAUAUAGCCAAAAAUAGCCAAGAAGACGUGUUCUAUGAGGAUGAUAUUUGGCCUGGAGAAGAAGAGAAUGGUGCUGAGAAAGUUCAAGAAAUUAUUACUUGGCUAAAAGGACAUCCUGUCAGUACUUUGUCUCGUUCUUCUUGCGAUUUACAAAUUCUGGAUGCAGCUAUUGUUGAGAAAAUUGAGGAGGAAGUUGACAAGUGCAAGCAAAGAAAGAGUAACAAGAAGGUGCGGGUGACAGUGAAGCCCCACUUGCUGUACAGACCUCUAGAGCAGCAGCACGGCGUCAUUCCUGAUCGCGAUGCAGAAUUCCGUCUCUUCGACCGCGUUGUAAACGUCAGAGAGGAUUUUUCAGUGCCGGUUGGCCUUCGUGGGACUGUCAUAGGAAUCAAAGGGGCCAGUAGAGAAGCUGAUAUACUGUUUGAAGUAUUAUUUGAUGAAGAAUUUCAUGGAGGCCUAACAAUAAGGUGCUCACCUGGUAGAGGUUACCGGCUGCCAACAAGUGCCUUGGUGAACCUUUCUCAUGGGAAUCGCUCUGAAACUGGAAACCAGAAGUUGACUGCUAUCGUGAAACCCCAGCCAGCUGUGACCCCGUGUAGCUCAAAUUCAUCAGUUUCAUCGGGGCAUUUAGGGGGCCUCAACCAUUCUCCUCAAUCACUUUUUGUUCCUACUCAAGUACCUGUUAAAGGUGAUGAUGAAUUUUCUAACAUUUGGCAGUCCUUACAAGGAUCGGGAAAAAUUCAACACUUCCAGCCAGCUCUUCAAGAGAAGGUUAUUAAAGAAGAGUGUAAGAGUCCUAAAGCUGAAUGUCGGUCACAAAAAAUGUCCAGUAAACAGACUUUUGGAGGUCCUGCUAAAUGUAAUAAUAUCAAGCUAUUGAAGAGAAAUGAAAGUCCAGGAGUCACAGAAACCCAAAAGCCGAGCUCUGGAAUGGAGACCUUUUUAGCAUCUUUGAGUAUCUCUAAAGAAAAUGAUGUGCAGUCAUCUCAUCAUGGAGAGCCUCCGAACGAAGAGCACUUAUCACCACAGUCCUUCGCUCUGAAGGGAACACGGAUGCUCAAAGAAAUUUUGAAAAUUGAUGGCUCAGACAGUGUGGACCGUAAAAAUGAGCCAAAACAGUUUGGUCAUGAAGUUGCUAUUUCCUCUAAUAGAAAAGAUGAAUAUGGACUAUCUUCUCAGGCUAAACAAAAUAAGAAAUUGGCAUCCUACACAAACAAGCCUCACAGCACUAGUGAGUACCAAAGUGUUCCAUCUGUGGACAGUGUAUGUUGGUCUGGCCAGAUCCCUCCUGUGUCCACACCAGUAACUGAACUUUCUCGAAUUUGUUCCCUUGUGGGAAUGCCACAACCGGAUUUCUCCUUUCUGAGAACACCUCAGACAAUGACAGUUUGCCAAGUAAAAUUAUCUAACGGCUUACUGGUCCUCGGGCCACAGUGCCACUCUGAAAAUGAAGCCAAGGAGAAAGCUGCACUCUUUGCCUUACAACAGCUGGGCUCCCUAGGAGUGAAUUUUCCUUUUCCUCCACCAAUAUUUCCAAAUUAUCCUCCUGCUGUUCCACCAGGAACCAUUCCUCCAGUUUUUCCCCAACCUACUGGCUGGGAUCACUAUGGAAGCAACUUAGCAUUUGGGGCAGGUAACAUGAUGCCCUCAUCCUCUCAUCUUCUUGGCUCAGUGCCAUGGAGACCGCCAGUGCCAGUUCCUGGGAGGCCCUUCCACCCCACAUCACACUCCGGGACGGUGCCCAGGGCUGGAGGAGUACCAGGCGGCAUACACAACCAGUUCAUACCUCUGCAGGUCACUAAAAAAAGAGUAGCAAACAAAAAGAACCUUGAGAAUAAGGAGGCCCAGAGCUCUUCUCAAGCUGCCUCCCUUCCACCUAGCAAGCCAGGCUCCUCUGAGGUCACCAAAGCAACUCUGCAGGAAAGGUCGCCCGCCUCGCUGAAGCCCUCCGAGGCUGCACAGCCUGUGUCUUCUCAAGUGGAAACUGCCGCCCAAGGCCCCAGCAUGGCUCACCAAAAGUCAAGCUCUUCUGCACGAAGGAAGUCACGGAAACUGGCUGUCAAUUUUGGCAUUUCUAAACCUUCUGAAUAAAUUUGGUACCUUGGAAUCAAGUUAAUUCCUUUCCAUCCACCUUUUGAUAAAUCCAUAUCUGUUUCAUAAAUGUACUCUUUUAAAAUGAUAUGUUUAAAUGGAAUAGUUUUUAUUUUUCAGUUGCCAGGCACUUUUCAUGCUAUUUUAAAGACUAUAGAUCAAAUUGUGCACUUUAAGAAUGUGCAAUUUGUUGUACGUCGUUUAUACCUCAAUAAAGCUGUAAAAGAGAGAGAGAGAGAGACUAAAUUAAACCUUACGUAUCAGUGGACUCAAUCUGAAAAUGUACCAUUACCCAUUGGCCACCUCAGCAGCAUCAUUCUUGAACUAUGACUCAGACAUCCUAUUAGCAAUAAUAAAAAACUGUUUUUACAUUGUCGUUGAGGGAAAAUGAGAUGGAGCAUGAAAACUAGGCCUCAAGUCUACUGAAAAUGCAUUUUACUUUUCUUUUUAAUAAUGGAACAGAAUUAUGAGGAGAAUGAGCCUCGCUCUCGUGCUGUACUCUCACUGGCUGAGCGUCUCUCAGACCUGCUGGGACUGGCUCACACUGGUUUUGGACUGGCUCACUCUGAUGGUGGUGCUGCUACCCUUGCUUUACUCUAAAUCUCCUACCAAAGCAACUUUAGAGUACCAGUCAGAGUAGUCAUCUAGCUGCUUAGAACUAGAAAGAGCAAUCUAGACUUGAGUCAGUACCAUUUUUUGGAUUAUUCAAAAACCAGCAUUAGUAACCUUUAGUAAAAUCAGGUUUCAAAAAAUCUACAGGGUACAGUAAUGACAAAUUAAUCUUCAGUUGGAUAAAGUAUAAAAUGUUCAUCAUGCCAAUUAAAAUAAACUUUGUUAAUCUUU
This is a messenger RNA of Dipodomys ordii (Ord's kangaroo rat), 5979 nucleotides long. RefSeq names its product 5'-3' exoribonuclease 1 (gene Xrn1). Gene Ontology annotation, biological process: rRNA catabolic process; nuclear-transcribed mRNA catabolic process. Gene Ontology annotation, molecular function: 5'-3' RNA exonuclease activity; RNA binding. The coding region runs from base 49 to 5136 and encodes 1695 amino acids. Lineage: Eukaryota; Metazoa; Chordata; Mammalia; Rodentia; Heteromyidae. The record is from RefSeq and is a predicted model, not a curated record. Gene Ontology annotation, cellular component: nucleus. The transcript has 42 exons.